AUGAGCGUCAAAACUGUUGAGUUCAAGCCCUUUACUGAUCAGAAACCUGGAACCUCAGGUCUUCGAAAAAAGGUCAAGGUUUUCCAAAAACCUCACUAUAGCGAGUCCUUUAUCGCUAGCAUCCUCCUCUCUAUCCCCGAAGGCGUCGAGGGUUCAUUCCUGGUUAUCGGAGGUGAUGGCAGAUUCUGGAAUCCCGAGGUUAUCCAGCUAAUUGCGAAGAUCGGCGCCGGAUACGGGGUUAAGAAGUUAUUAAUCGGCCAGAACGGCAUUUUGUCUACUCCAGCUGCUAGUCAUGUUAUUCGAAAGCGAAAGGCUACGGGAGGCAUUCUCUUGACUGCCAGUCACAACCCCGGUGGUCCCGACCAAGACUUCGGCAUCAAGUACAACCUGUCCAAUGGCGGUCCUGCCCCGGAAAGUGUAACGAACAAGAUUUUCGAAGCCUCAAAAACCCUCACUUCCUACAAGGUUGCCGAUAUCCCCGACGUAGAUAUAACUACAAUUGGGACUAAGACCUACGGUAGCCUAGAAAUCGAAAUCAUCGACAGCACAGCAGACUAUGUCCAGAUGCUCAAGGACAUCUUUGACUUCCCCCUAAUCAAAAAGUUCUUCACCGAAAAUCCCGACUUUAAGGUUCUCUUUGAUGGUCUACACGGAGUUACAGGACCAUAUGGAAAAGCAAUCUUUGAGCAGGAGUUAGGACUCUCCGACUCUACCCAAAACUGUGUUCCCAAACCUGAUUUCAACGGUGGACACCCAGACCCCAACCUCACCUAUGCUCAUUCUCUAGUGGAAGUUGUCGAUAAGAACUCUAUCCCCUUCGGCGCAGCAUCUGACGGUGAUGGUGACCGAAACAUGAUCUAUGGUGCCGGAGCGUUCGUAUCGCCCGGUGAUAGUCUGGCAAUCAUAGCCCACCAUGCACAACUCAUCCCCUACUUUAAGAAACAAGGUGUGUAUGGACUAGCCCGCAGUAUGCCAACGUCCGGGGCUGUCGAUCUUGUUGCCAAAGCCCAAGGUCUAAACUCCUACGAGGUACCCACAGGUUGGAAAUUCUUCUGUGCCCUUUUUGACGCAAAGAAGUUAAGCAUCUGUGGCGAGGAGAGCUUUGGUACAGGUAGCAACCAUGUUCGUGAGAAGGAUGGACUAUGGGCUGUCGUAGCAUGGCUUAACAUUAUUGCCGGUUUAGGGGAGGCCCACCCCGAGACUAAGCCAAGCAUCAAACAGAUUCAGCAGGACUUCUGGAAGACAUAUGGCCGGGUGUUCUUUACCCGUUACGACUACGAGAACGUUGAUUCUGACGGCGCAAACAAGGUUGUCAAAACACUACAAGACCUUGUCGCCGAUCCUAACUUUAAGGGAAGCAAGAUAGGAGAACGCACGGUAACUGACGCUGGUAACUUCUCCUAUACUGACCUGGACGGUUCCGUCGCUUCAAACCAGGGUCUUUACGCCCGCUUCGAUAGCGGCAGUCGGAUUGUUGUGAGACUUUCAGGGACUGGAUCAUCCGGUGCGACCAUCCGUCUAUAUAUCGAGAAGUAUAGCAACGACGCCUCAACUUAUAGUCAAGACGCCCAGGACUUCCUCAAGGAUGAAAUCAAAUUUGCCACAGAUCUGUUGAAAUUCAAGGAGUACGUGGGACGUGACGAGCCGGAUGUGAAGACAUAG
This is a messenger RNA of Daldinia childiae, 1662 nucleotides long. Its product is annotated as Phosphoglucomutase. Gene Ontology annotation, molecular function: magnesium ion binding; phosphoglucomutase activity. Bases 1 to 1662 code for a protein of 553 amino acids. The record is from RefSeq and is a predicted model, not a curated record. The transcript has 5 exons. NCBI's taxonomy places the organism in Eukaryota, Fungi, Ascomycota, Sordariomycetes, Xylariales, Hypoxylaceae. Gene Ontology annotation, biological process: carbohydrate metabolic process. Gene Ontology annotation, cellular component: cytosol.